GGACCGCACACCGUCGGGGAGCUCAGCUGGGCGGACGCACAGGGGGCAAACAAGUCUUCCUUUUCCGAGCUGAAGAGAUCAGAAUAAAACUGGGAGGAAAAAGACGCAGAGAGCUGAGAAAGCGUCGACCGAGGAGGCAGAUCGGGCUUAAUUCCCUUUAGGUGGCAUUAGACUCCUGCACAGCCUGGUCAGAGGAGGCUGGAUCACUGUGUCCACUGCGCUCCUCUCUUGUCAAGCCAACAAAAAAAGAGAGAAAGAAAAACGACGCGCGUACCUGAGGAGUGUUUGGAGCUUUCUCACUUUCUUUUUUUUUCUUUUUUCUUUUUUUUUCCCCCGCAAGCGGAAUUACUACUUCAAGCAAAACCACAGAAGUGACCAAACAACGCCGAAGUCAGAUCCAGGGAUUUACUAUUGUGCGUAAAGCUAUUGGCGUGUCUGCGUGCGCGUUUGUCUUGUGCGUGCAGAGAGGGCAAAGUGCUGAUAAAUCUGCCCCCGGCUGGACUUGGGACCUGAGGAAGGAGCUUCUCGGAAGUGCACUUGACAGGAGCGGCGCCGACAGAUCUGGAGAGACCGAUUUCUGACUCGAGCGACUGAAAGGAGCCCGGAGAUCCUGCAGAAUGCCUCUCGCGCAGAUCGCGGAGCCAUGGCCCACCAUGGAACUAGUGCAGCUCGAAACGGAGAAUGGCCAAAGCACUGCUGAGGACGGAGACACGACCGCUCUCAAGAACAACUCUCAUAUCACCUGGAUAGAGAAGGACUUUGCCAAAAUUAGCGUCCAGGAGGAUGCAGACAUCAAGGAGAUCAACAUUACCCAUGUGGUCAAAGAGGGCUCGGAGAAAGCCGAUGCUUCUCACUUCGAACUGCUCAAAGUCUUGGGACAGGGAUCGUUUGGAAAGGUGUUCCUGGUGCGCAAGGUGACCCCGCCUGAUGCCAACCAGCUCUACGCCAUGAAGGUCCUGAAGAAGGCCACACUUAAAGUGAGAGACCGCGUGAGGACGAAGAUGGAGCGAGACAUCCUGGCCGACGUCAACCACCCAUUUGUUGUCAAACUGCACUAUGCAUUUCAGACUGAAGGGAAGCUGUACUUGAUCCUGGACUUCCUCAGAGGGGGAGAUCUCUUCACUCGACUCUCCAAAGAGGUGAUGUUCACGGAGGAGGAUGUGAAGUUUUACCUGGCGGAGCUGGCGCUGGGGCUGGACCACCUCCACAGCCUGGGCAUCAUAUACAGGGACCUCAAGCCCGAGAACAUCCUCCUGGAUGAAGAGGGACAUAUCAAGCUCACAGACUUCGGGCUGUGUAAAGAAGCCAUCGAUCACGAGAAGAAGGCAUAUUCCUUCUGUGGCACUGUGGAGUACAUGGCGCCAGAGGUGGUGAACAGGCAGGGACACACCCACAGUGCCGACUGGUGGUCGUUUGGGGUACUAAUGUUUGAGAUGCUGACGGGAGCGCUGCCUUUUCAAGGAAAGGACCGUAAAGAAACCAUGAAUCUGAUCUUGAAGGCACGUCUAGGAAUGCCUCAGUUCCUGAGUGCAGAGGCCCAAUCUCUUGUCAGGGCUUUAUUCAAGAGGAACGCUGCCAACAGACUGGGAUCCGGUCCUGACGGCGCGGAGGAGAUUAAGCGGCACUGUUUCUUCUCCACCAUAGACUGGAAUAAACUCUUCCGAAAAGAGAUGAAGCCUCCUUUCAAGCCGGCAGUCGCACGUCCAGAUGACACCUUCUACUUCGACUCGGAGUUUACCUCUCGCACUCCUAAAGACUCUCCCGGAGUGCCGCCGAGCGCUGGAGCCAACCAGCUGUUCCGAGGCUUCAGCUUCAUCGCCUCGCCUCUGCUGGAGGAGGAGGGCAUUGUGGAGAAAGUGCAGCCGCCUCCGCACCCAGUGGUCCAGCAGCUGCACGGGAAGAACCUGCUGUUCAGCGACGGCUACAUACUGAAGGAAGACAUCGGCAUGGGCUCCUUCUCCGUCUGCAAACGCUGCAUCCACAAGACCACCAACACCGAAUACGCUGUGAAGAUGAUCGACAAGACCAGCACAGACCCGUCGGAGGAGAUUGAGAUUCUCCUCAGAUAUGGACAGCACCCAAACAUCAUCACGCUGAAAGACGUGUACGACAACGGGAAGCAGGUGUUCCUGGUGACGGAGCUGAUGCGUGGAGGAGAGCUGCUGGAUCGGAUCCUCAAGCAGAAGUUCUUCUCGGAGCGAGAGGCCAGCGCCGUGCUGUACACCAUCACCAAGACUGUAGAGUACCUGCACUCUCAGGGGGUGGUCCACAGAGACCUGAAGCCCAGCAACAUCCUUUACGUCGACGAGUCGGGAAACCCCGAGUCGAUCCGGAUCUGUGACUUUGGCUUCGCCAAGCAGCUGCGAGCCAACAACGGCCUGCUGAUGACCCCCUGUUACACUGCUAACUUCGUAGCUCCCGAGGUGUUGAAGCGUCAGGGCUACGAUGUGGGAUGUGACAUCUGGAGUCUGGGAGUCUUACUGUACACCAUGCUGGCUGGUUUUACUCCGUUUGCCAACGGACCCGAGGACACUCCAAACGAGAUCCUGGGCAGGAUAGGAAGCGGUCACUUCAGCCUGACCGGAGGCAACUGGGACACCGUGUCUGAUGCUGCCAAGGACCUCGUCUCCAAGAUGCUCCACGUGGAUCCUCAUCAGAGACUGAGUGCUAAGCAGGUCCUCAAACACCCCUGGAUCAUCCAGAGAGACAAACUCCCCAACAGUCAGCUGCAGCACCAGGACCCCAAACUGGUCAAGGGUGCGAUGGCUGCCACCUACUCCGCCCUGAAGAACUCACAACCCACUCCGGAGCUCAAGCCCAUCGAAAGCUCCUUCCUCGCUCAGCGACGUGUCAAGAAGCUUCCUUCCACUUCCCUGUAGAGACUCGAAACGAGCCAAUCAGCUCCCCCCCCCGGAGUCUGAUCCAAACCACUCUUCUCUGGCUUCAAACCACCCAGUCAGCUUGCUCGAGGACCUCCUGUCCGCCUGCCAAUACCAGCCAAGGAACACCGACUGUGGUCCUGUCCUCUCCUCGUGGCGUCUGUUGUCCCGCUCUGGCUGUCGUUCUCCUGGUGUGGGCUCCCGAGCUCUCGUUGGACUAGCAAAAAAAAAAAAAAAAAAAAUCAUAUAAAUGGAAGGAAUCGGGGGGGAAAAUACAAUCGGUGCAGGUUUUUCGGCA
Messenger RNA from Salarias fasciatus (jewelled blenny), 3177 nucleotides. RefSeq names its product ribosomal protein S6 kinase a, polypeptide 1 (gene rps6ka1). Lineage: Eukaryota; Metazoa; Chordata; Actinopteri; Blenniiformes; Blenniidae. Gene Ontology annotation, molecular function: magnesium ion binding; ATP binding; protein serine/threonine kinase activity. The record is from RefSeq and is a predicted model, not a curated record. Bases 618 to 2879 code for a protein of 753 amino acids. The transcript is spliced from 23 exons. Gene Ontology annotation, biological process: protein phosphorylation; intracellular signal transduction.